Salvelinus fontinalis (brook trout) is the source of this 8042-nucleotide messenger RNA. RefSeq names its product proton-coupled zinc antiporter SLC30A2-like. NCBI's taxonomy places the organism in Eukaryota, Metazoa, Chordata, Actinopteri, Salmoniformes, Salmonidae. Gene Ontology annotation, biological process: zinc ion transmembrane transport; response to zinc ion. The record is from RefSeq and is a predicted model, not a curated record. Gene Ontology annotation, cellular component: plasma membrane. Bases 753 to 1979 code for a protein of 408 amino acids. The transcript is spliced from 8 exons. Gene Ontology annotation, molecular function: zinc ion transmembrane transporter activity.
UCUCUGCUCCAUCCUUACCGCUUGACGUGUGCCAAAGGUAUUCCGCGAAUUUGAGUCAGAUUUUUUUCUGGACACAACAUUCGAAGAAAAUCCUGGCUGGUUCUACUCUAGUCAUUGGCAUAGGUGCAACCAGAUAUUGAAAAUGCUGAAAAGUUUAUUUUACCUCUGAAUGUCUGAUGCUAUUUGCAUGUCAUGACAAUGUCGUUUCAUUUGGAAAUGGUCAUUGAAUAAACUAUGGUCAAUGUCCACGACGUUAAUUGAGCUUUCAAUAAUAGGUAGCAGCCUACUUGUAGAUACAGGCUGUGGCACUGUAACGAAGGACACAAGCACAAUUCUAAACUUGAUAUUCCUCUCAAUUAGCUAGGUUAGCCGCCGAAAUAUCUUGCACUUUUUUGACGUCGACACAAACGCUGUCGAUACCUUUUAAGGGCUUGGCUGUUUCCAGUCAACUGUGACCUGUAGCUGCACCAAAGCGAACGCCUGCACAUUCACAGCCAAUUUUACAACUUGGGCUAUAGGCUACUGCAGCAGUGGAAUUGAGAGUAGGCUACUAGUUUUUGUCGGGUCCGAUAUUUGCAACUGGUGAUACUUAUUGCAAUGAAGGAUUUAAUUCGUUUUAUUAGCACAGUUGGAAUGGCUUGGACGACUUUUCUCAGUGCCAUUUAAGAUACAGUCGGGACUGAUCGCCGUGAAACGCCAAAUCUUCAGAUUCUGCGUAAUUUGUUAGAUACAACGGGUGACGAGACACGACCAUGGAUACCACUGUGAAUUCAGGAAGAAAUUCCGAGAAAUCUCACCUCGUGCACGAGAUGAAUGCCAAAAUGUAUUCACGGAAAAGUUCCUUUUCAGACUCCAAAGAAGACUAUCCCAACUUCCCAUUUGAGAACGGAGAUGUGGCUGGUGCCAUUGAGCUGAAGCAACCUGUUGGAGCCCAUUGCCACGAUAACAAAGCAGUGAGUGAGGAGAACCAUGACACGCUGCUGGCUAAGAAGAAGCUGUACAUCGCCUCCAUUGUGUGCCUCAUCUUCAUGAUCGGAGAGAUCAUAGGUGGCUACCUGGCCCACAGUUUGGCUAUCAUGACAGAUGCAGCUCACCUCCUGACUGACUUUGGCAGCAUGAUGGUCAGCCUGUUCUCCCUGUGGAUCUCCUCUAGACCACCCACCAAAACCAUGACCUUUGGAUGGCACCGCUCAGAGAUCCUAGGAGCGCUGGUGUCAGUGAUGUCAAUCUGGAUAGUGACUGGGGUGCUGGUUUACCUGGCCAUUGAGAGGAUAGUCAAGAACGACUUUGAGAUCAACAGUCAAGCGAUGCUCAUCACCUCCGGUUGUGCCGUCUUAGUAAACAUUGUCAUGGCGUACAUCCUCCACCACUCCACCACCUUCCAUGCCCAGAGCUCAGGCUACCAGCAAAUAGACGAGAACAGGCAGAGCCCUUUGGGUCACAGCCACUCCCAUGUUGGUCACGGCCACUCCCACGCCCUGCUGGGUCAUGGCCAUGGCAACACCAGUGUGAGAGCAGCCUUCAUUCACGUGUUGGGAGAUCUCUUACAGAGUGUUGGGGUCCUAAUGGCUGCCAUCGUCAUCUUCUACAGGCCUGAGUACAAAGUAGCAGAUCCCAUUUGUACCUUCCUCUUCUCUGUGUUUGUCCUUGGGACCACCAUCACCAUACUCAGGGAUGUUUUCAGGAUACUCAUGGAAGGGGCUCCUAAGGGAAUAGAGUUCAACUCAGUGAAGGAGGUGUUACUGUCUCUGAAGAUGGUGAAGGCUAUGCACAACCUGCGCCUGUGGGCCUUGACCGCGGGACAGACCCUGGUCUCCGUCCAUGUGGCCAUCGAGGAGAAUGCCGAUCCCCAGAGUGUCCUUAAGGAGGCUACAGAGAUCCUCCAAACCAAGUUUGGUUUCUACAGAACCACCAUCCAGGUGGAGCCCUACUCUGAUGACAUGGCCUACUGCACACACUGCCAGGAUCCCUUGGACUAACAGCAGUGGAGGCUGCUGAGGGGAGGACGGCUCAUAAUAAUGUCUGGAACGGAGCAAAUGGCAUGGCAUCAAACACAUGGAAACCAUGUUUGAUGUAUUUGAUACCAGUCCACUUAUUCCGCUCUAGCCAUUACCAUGAGCCCGUUCUCCCCAAUUAAGGUGCCACCAACCUCCUGUGACUAACAGACUCACAACUACCAUGGCGACAGGAGAGAGCUGUCAUUUUGAAAGGAAGUGGGUACUGUAUACAUACAAAAGCAUACAGUGCCUUCAGAAAGUAUUCAUACCCCUUGAAUUAUUCCACAUUGUUGUCACAUUCUGAAUUCAAUAUGGAAUAAAUAUCUCUCCCAUUUACACAAUACCCCAUAAUGACAAAGUGAAAAAACGUUUUUAGAAAUUGUUGCAAAUGUAUUAAAUUAAAUACAGAAAUCUCAUUUACAUACGUAUUCACACCACUGAGUCAAUACUUUGUAGAAGCACCUUUGACAAAGAUUACAGCAGACCUGGAUUGUGCAACAUUUGUCCAUUUAUUCCAAGCUCUGUCAAAAUGGUUGUUUAUCAUUGCUACCCAACCAUUUAAGGCUUGUCGUAGUUUUGACUUAAAUCUAACUUGGCCACUCAGGAACAUUCAGUGUCUUCUUGGUAAGCAACUCCGGUGUAGAUUUGGCCUUGUGUUUUAGGGUUUUGUCCUGUUGAAAGGUGAAUUUAUCUCCCAGUGUCGGGUGAAAAGCAGAAUGAACCAGGGUUCUAGGAUUUUGCCUGUAUUUAACUCCAUUCCGUUUUAUUCUGAAAACCCCCCCAGUCCCUAACGAUUACAAGCAUACCCAUAGCCACCACUAUGCUUGAAAAUAUGUAGAAUGGUGCUCAGUAAUGUGUUGUAUUGGAUUUGCCCCAAACGUAACACCUUGUAUUCAGGACAAAAAGUUAGUAAUUGCUUUGCCACAUUUCUUUGCAGUAUUACUUUAAUGCCUUGUUGCGAACAGAAUGCAUGUUUGGAAAUAUUUUUUAUUUUGUACAGGCUUCCUUUUCUCUCUGUGAAUUAGGUUAGUAUUGUGGAGUAACUACAAUAUUGUUGAUUCAUCCUCAGUUUCUCCUAUCUAAAACUGUUUUAAGUCAUCAUUCGCCUCAUGGUGAAAUCCCUGAGAAUUCCUUCCUCUCCGGCAAGUGAGUUAGGAAGGACGCCUGUAUCUUUGUAGUGACUUGGUGUAUUGAUACACCAUCCAAAGUGUAAUUAAUGACUUCACCAUGCUCAAAGGGAUGUCUGUCUUUUUUUGGCAUUGGAAAACCUACCUGGUCUUUGUGGUUGAAUCUGUGUUUAAAUUCACUGAUUGACUGAGGGGCCUUACAAUUAUCUGUAUGUGUGGGAAAGAGAUGAGGGAGUCGUUAAAAAAUAAUGUUAAACACCUAUUGCACAUAGUGAGUCCAUGCAACUUGUGCCAAAUUAUUUAUGUAUUUGUAAAAAAUUCAAAAAACAUAAUUCCACUUUGACAUGGGGUAUUGUGUAGGCCAGUAACAAAAUCUUAAUUUAAUCCAUUGUCAUGUAUCAGUAUGCCGAGGUGAAUACGGAGUCAGGCGCAGGACACAGAACUGAGUAAAAUAACGUACUUUACUCAGAAAAUAAUCAACCAUAAAUUCCACACAGGAAACGGACUGUUGGAAGAACAGACAUUUCUCAGCCUUAACGUAAAGGUCAUGCUCCAGUCGACCAAGCACCUUGCACACCAGAGACACAUGCUCGGCGCAUGUAGUGGAGUAUAUUGGAAUGUCAUCUAUAUACACCACUACACCCUGCCCGUGCAGGUCCCUGAAAAUCUCGUCUACAAAGGAUUGGAAGACGGAUGGAGCAUUCAUCAACCCGUACGACAUGACGAGGUACUCAGUGUCCAGAGGUGGUACUAAAUGCCGUCUUCCACUCAUCCCCCUCCCGGAUACGUACCAGGUUGUAAGCACUCCUGAGAUCCAAUUUGGUGAAGAAGUGCGCCCCAUGCAAUGACUCGGUCACACUGGCUAUGAGAGGCAGAGGGUAACUAUACUUCACCGUGAUCUGAUUUAAACUUCUUUAGUCAACGCAUGGGCGUAAACCUCCAUCCUUCUUCACAAAAAAGAAACUCAAGGAGGCAGGUGAAGUGGAAGGCCGAAUGUAUCCCUGUCCCAGAGAUUCGGUGACAUAUGUUUCCAUAGCUGCUGUCUCCUCCUGUGACAGAGGAUACACGCGAUUCCUGGGAAGUGCUGCGUCUACCAGGAGAUUUAUCGCACAAUCCCCCCGUCGAUUGGGUGGUAGUUGUGUCGCCUUUUUACAGAAGGCGAGAGCCAAAUCGGCAUAUUCAGGGGGGGGGGUGUGCAUGGUGGAGACCUGGUUUGGACUCUCCACCGUAGUUGCACCUAUGGAAACACCUAUACACCUCCCUGAACACUGACGUGACCAUCCCUUGAGAGCCCUCUGUUGCCACGAAAUAGUGGGGUCAUGAUGGGCCAACCAGGGAAACCCCAACACCACAGGAAUCGCAGGAGAAUCGAUCAGAAGCACAGGAGCCCUCCCUCCUGCCUUAUCAUACAUAGUGGAGCUGUGACCUCCCUAAUUAGACCUGACCCUAAAGGACGACUAAGGAAUGUACAGGGAAGGGCACAUCAACAGGAACAAUAGGGUUCCCUAAUCUACGAGCAAACGAACGGUCAAUAAAGUUCCCAGCUGCGCCUGAAUCUAAUAGCGCCUUAUGCGGGGAAAAUCAGGAAAUUCUAUAGAUAGAUACAUGUGCGCAACAGGAAGCUCUGGGUGAGUUGGGUGCCUACUCACCUGGGAUGAUCCACCAGUGCCCUGCCUGCCGUCUCUACUUCCUGGGGAACCUCUCCAGCACCGACCAGCAGUGUGUCCUCUGCGGCCACAGGUAGUGCAGGAAACAGCCCCCCCUCCGGUCACCUUUAGAGCAGCACCUCCGAGCUCCAUAGGUGUAGGAUCGGAGGUGCUGGGAGAUGGAAUGGACGGACCCCGAUCCGGACGUCCCCGGGUGGCCAACAGGUUAUCCAGCCGGAUGGAUAAAUCCACCAGCUGGUCGAGGGUAAGGGUGGUGUCCCUGCAGGCCAGCUCCCAACGAAGACUAGACUACAUCGGUAAUGGUCAAUCAGGGCCCUCUCAUUCCAUCCGGCGCUGGCAGCCAGGGUCCUGAGGUCCAGUGCGAAUUCCUGUGCGCUCCUCAUCCCCUGUCUGAGAUGGAACAAGCGUUCCCCCGCCGCUCUCCCCUCCGGUGGAUGAUCGAAGACCGCCCGGAAGCGGCGGGUGAAAUCCUCAUAGCGGACCAACGCUGCGUCUAUAUUUCCCCAUUCAGCGUUGGCCCACUCAAGCGCUUUCCCCGACAGACAGGAGAUGAGGGCGGACACGCCGGGUGGACGGUCGCCAGGUAGAGCUCCAACUGGAGCAGGAACCCCUGGCACCCGGCAGCCAUCCCAUCAUAUGCGCUCGGGAGCGAAAGCCGAAUCCCACUGGGUCCAGGUGACUGAGGGGUGGACAGCGGUGUGGGUUGUGGUGUUGGUUGGGGGGAAGUUGAUGGGGGUGUAGACAAACACCCUCUCUCCAAUUGCUCCAUGGUGAGCAGCACGCGAUCCAUUAUGGUGCCGAGAUGUUGGAGCAUCGUUGCAUGCUGCUGGACUCGUUCCUCUACUGGUACCGGAGGACUGGGUGCACCUGCUGACUCCAUUGGUGUUGCGUGAUUCUGUCAUGUAUCAGUAUGCCGAAGUGAAUACGGAGUCAGGCGCAGGACACAGAACUGAGUAAAAUAACGUACUUUACUCAGAAAAUAAUCAACCAUAAAUUCCACACAGGGAAAACGCACCAGAAGACUGAUAACACUAGACAAAGAACAAUCACGCACAAAACAUAAUGAGAACCAGAGGGUUAAAUAGGGAAAUAAUAAUAACGUAAUGGGAACCAGAUGUGUACAAUCAAGACAUAACAAAUGGAAAAAGAAACGUGGAUCAGUGGCAGCUAGAAAGCCGGUGACGUCGACCGCCGAACGCCGCCCGAACAAGGAGAGGCACCAACUUCGGCGGAAGUCGUGACAUCCAUUUGAAAUCCAGGCUGUAACAACAAAAUCUGGAAAAAGUCAAGGGGUGUGAAUACUUUUUGAAGGCACUGUAAUUGUCAAUGUAAGCUAGGAAUGUAAACACUGUGCGCCAUCACCAUGAGAACAAAAAAACCUUUUCUGAUCCAUCAUCAGGCUUACACGACAUACUGUGUGCAUGUGCACCAUAUCAUGCCAAAUAUUUCAAUAUAAAUACCAUCCAUUCAGGAGCUAUUGAUAUUCCAGAAAAUGGAUUUCAUACCAAGAAACUGCAUCUCAGGGAGGGAGACAUGUUAAAUAGGAAAAUAUUAUGAAUGUAUCAGCACAUAUUUCUAGUAAUGUAUGCCAUUACUUCACCAGUCUGUGCUGAUGUCAUGCAUUUUUAGACUUAGCCAUUUGGCUUUAGCAAUCCCUCAUUGGCAUGGUGCAUUAGGGCAACAGGACAGUGUAAUAGCUUGUCUCAGUUCUUUGGAGUAGUACAUUGAUAUUGACGUAAGAACCCUGAAACCAAUGAGAUUUCUGUCUUUCCCAGGCCUUUAUCUGUGCUUCAGUUGAGGGUGUCUGCCAAAUGGUAGCAUUUAUAUUGUUUACAUUGGAAAAGAGUUUUGGUUCAAUUUACAAAAUUGAUUAUGUCAGUGUGAGAAAGCAUCCUACAAGCUCACUCAUCUCACUCAGAGGAGGAAUCCUUAAGACAGACCAAUUUACAAAAGGAGUUGGUCGAUUUUAGUUUUAGCAUUGUGGGCUGUGUUCAUCUACGCUCCAGGAUAUGCCCUGAGCAGAUAUAGCAAAUAGACUGGCUAAUACUCAGACCGUGCUAUAUUCCUCAUUUGAAACUCACUGGAGGUAGGCUACAUUGGAAUGUGUUGUAACCGUGUCGUUAAAUUACCCCUCCAGUUAUGCAGUUUUGUUGACAUUAUAGCCUGGAUAUUUUCUUGCACUGUUUUUGGAUGACACAAGAGAGAGGUCAAAUGAACGAAUCCGACCGCUAUACUCUCAACUAUCCACGUUCUCAAAAAGUGUACCCAUACACAGUCCUCACCCACUCCCACGCUGUCAUAGGCCUACAUGCCAUGGAGCUUUGCACAGGGUUUUUGUUAAUAGUUCCAGUGCCUCCACACUGCCUCAACAACCUUCCUACAUUCCAAAGAGGGUCAGUCAGUCAGCUUUCUACUCCAUACCUACACACUCCCACCACAUGAAUGCGCGCACACCUGUCAGCUUCAUAAAAACAAACCAGCAAAUAACUAAGGAUGCAUCUCUUCAGAAAAUGUACAAAAAAGUCCAACCUGUGACACGCUGAAACUAUGAAAUAUAAAAGGCACUCGCCAUUCUUGUUCUACUUCGAUGCCUGCAGCUAAGUGUCAAUAUUGUAACAUGCACUGAAAAUUAACAAAUGGACACACAUUCUUCACUGAACACUUGCAUGAGUGUUUUUUCAUUCAGAUUGUGUAAUAAGGAUAUCUUCAUACGACUGCCCAUAUGACUAGUUGGUAGGGAUUACGCUUCUAAAUGUCACUGAACUAUCCGCAAAUCUAUUUUGAUCACUUUUGAUAAAAGGAAAAUAUAAAAUGUAAAUAUUUAUUUUCAUUUGUAAACCAUAUGGAAAUGGAACAAAGAAAGCUCCAACUGUAAAGACGUAGUCAAAACAACAGGAACCAACUGCCAAUGUAUUACUUUUGGACCAGAAAGUGGUUACAAAGCAUCUUUCACCCAGGCAAGUCUACUCAAAUUCAAAAAAUAUAACGUUAUUAUUUGUUCACCAACUAAGUGUAAUGUUUCAGAAUGCUGUCUUGUAUUGUAUGAAAAUUGCAAAUUUGCCAAAUAUCAGUAUUUCCUGUGUACGAUUUUGUGUAAAAGUGUAAAUAUAUUUGAUUUAUAGUAUAAAAUCAGUCUGAAGUCCUGUGUGUAAAUGUUUGGUGAAAUUAUAUUAAAACGACUGGUCGCUGUUUGAUAUUUUAUUUAUGUUUGGUGCGAUUUUUGUAAAACUUAAAUAAAAGUGUGCAGAUAA